Molecule: messenger RNA, 4612 nt
Organism: Rattus norvegicus (Norway rat)
Lineage: Eukaryota; Metazoa; Chordata; Mammalia; Rodentia; Muridae
Gene: Slc38a2
Product: solute carrier family 38, member 2
Exons: 16
Coding region: 389-1903 (504 amino acids)
Biological process (GO): cellular response to arsenite(3-); regulation of cellular response to stress; amino acid transport
Cellular component (GO): cytoplasm; plasma membrane
Molecular function (GO): monoatomic cation transmembrane transporter activity; secondary active transmembrane transporter activity; carboxylic acid transmembrane transporter activity
Source: RefSeq, marked provisional
CGCGCCACGCCGUCGCCCGCGCCACCACCCCUUAGUCUCUGCUGGAGGAUCGUGACCGCCAUUCCCCGCUUUUUUUUUCUUUUUAUAAUCUCUUGAAUAAUUAAAUCUAAGAAAGAAAAAAAUCCAUCUCUUGUGCCUGUUGGAUUGCGGGGAUUUUCUUUUUUUUUUAAUUUAAAAAAGAAAGGAAAAAAAGGGGGGGGGGACUCCGACCACACUUAUUUUUGCCUCGUUUUACAAUUCUGGUGUGACCGAGACAGCCCGCGGGAGACGCUGCCGUGAGGUGGGCCAGCUCGCAGGAAGAGCACCGAGGCAGCCUCGAGGGCCAGUGCGCCGCCAAGGACAAAAGGAAGCUCGCGCCGCGCGCUGAACACCGUUCCUCCGGAUCAGCAUGAAGAAGACCGAAAUGGGAAGGUUCAACAUCUCCCCGGAUGAGGACAGCAGCAGUUACAGCUCCAACGGUGACUUCAACUACUCAUACCCCACGAAGCAGGCUGCUCUAAAAAGCCAUUAUGUGGACGUGGACCCCGAAAACCAGAACUUUUUACUUGAAUCGAAUCUGGGGAAGAAGAAGUACGAAACAGACUUUCAUCCAGGUACUACUUCCUUUGGAAUGUCAGUAUUUAAUCUGAGCAAUGCGAUUGUGGGCAGUGGAAUCCUUGGGCUUUCUUAUGCCAUGGCUAAUACUGGAAUUGCUCUUUUUAUAAUUCUCUUGACGUUCGUGUCGAUUUUUUCUCUGUACUCCGUUCACCUCCUCCUCAAGACUGCCAACGAAGGAGGGUCUUUAUUAUACGAACAGUUGGGACAUAAGGCAUACGGUCUGGCUGGGAAGCUGGCAGCCUCCGGAUCGAUUACAAUGCAGAACAUCGGAGCUAUGUCAAGCUACCUCUUCAUAGUGAAAUAUGAGUUACCUUUGGUGAUCAAGGCGUUAAUGAACAUUGAAGAUACGAAUGGGCUGUGGUAUCUGAACGGCGACUAUCUGGUCCUUCUGGUGUCCUUCGUGCUCAUUCUCCCAUUGUCACUGCUGAGAAAUCUAGGAUACUUGGGGUAUACCAGCGGCCUUUCUCUGCUCUGUAUGAUAUUCUUUCUGAUUGUGGUGAUUUGCAAGAAGUUUCAGAUUCCUUGCCCUGUGGAAGUGGCUUUGAUGGCUAACGAAACGGUGAAUGGCACCUUUACCCAGGUGGCUUUGGCAGCGCUGGCGUCCAACAGCACCGCAGCCGAUACCUGCAGGCCCCGUUACUUUAUCUUCAACUCACAGACUGUGUAUGCUGUGCCCAUCCUGACGUUUUCCUUUGUCUGCCAUCCCGCUGUCCUUCCCAUCUAUGAAGAGCUGAAGAGCCGCAGCCGGAGAAGGAUGAUGAACGUGUCCAAGAUUUCUUUCUUCGCCAUGUUUCUGAUGUAUUUGCUUGCCGCCCUCUUCGGAUACCUGACAUUUUACGAGCACGUGGAGUCAGAACUGCUACAUACCUACUCUGCGAUCGUGGGAACUGACAUUCUCCUCCUCGUUGUCCGCCUGGCUGUGCUGGUGGCUGUCACCCUCACUGUCCCCGUCGUCAUUUUCCCAAUCCGGAGUUCGGUCACUCACUUACUGUGCCCUACAAAAGAGUUCAGUUGGUUCCGGCACAGUGUCAUUACUGUGACGAUCCUGGCCUUCACCAAUUUGCUCGUCAUCUUUGUCCCCACUAUCAGGGACAUCUUCGGGUUCAUUGGUGCAUCGGCCGCUGCAAUGCUGAUCUUCAUCCUUCCGUCUGCUUUCUACAUCAAGUUAGUGAAGAAAGAACCCAUGAGAUCCGUGCAAAAGAUUGGGGCUCUGUGUUUUCUCCUGAGUGGCGUAGUCGUGAUGAUUGGAAGCAUGGGCUUGAUUGUCCUGGACUGGGUCCACGAUGCCUCUGCAGGCGGACAUUAACCGCCCCACUCAAACUGAACGGUCCAUCUGCCUGCCGCGUUGGGUCCACUCAACUCGCUCAGACUUCACCCGAUGCUUUCGGGUCACUUCCUUCUGAAGUGCAGCCUCCUCGCUGGUUCUUCUGGAUGCAGAAUAAGUGAACUUUUCUUUCUCUUUGGUUUUUUUUUUAAAAGAAGCUUAUCUGUGUGUUAGGGAAUGGAUAUUAACACCAAAAACCACGAGCCUUGGGUUAAGGGAAGUGACAGUUUAUUCCAUUCCAGAGAAUGGACGGACUUUUAUCAAAGCCACAUGUCUGGCUGUCUCAUUGUUUAACUUGGAUAUUUUAUGAUUUUACUUGAAUGUGCCUAACGGAACCAUUCGAUGUGAGAAACACUUCUUAAUUUACAGCAAAGUAUUGAAAUAAGCAUUGAGAAAAACACUUAUUUUUUGUACCAAAAAAAAUACUUUAAAAGACCUCAGAAGCACUAUUUUACUUUGAAGAAAUUGCAUUUUUUGAACUUUAUCCAGAACCAGUUGUCAAUAAACUCCGUAAAACAAUUUCAUUGAUAUUUAAAAAUGAAUAUUAGUAUUAUGAAAUUAUUUGCCUUUUUUAUAGGCAUUAUAAGCCAAAUACUUUUUUACCCCAAAAUCAUUUUCGGGAAAAUGUUACGCAAAGUUGCACCAUGAGUUAGCAUGGUUUUGUUUUGCUCAUUUCAGAUUCAUUUGAAGGAUAAUUGGUAAUUGCUGCACCAAAUCCGGUGAGCCUCCCUCCGUUCAUCGCUGUCUUUGCCUUCAGAUAAUUGGUUCAUUAAAACUAAAAUGUUUGUGUCUUCAAUUAGGCUGGGAAACACUGUAGGAAAUGAAAUAACUGAUUUUGAGGUACCAAAUAGUGCAAUUGGGUAAAACAGGGUUUAUUCAGUUGCGUCUGUCCCCAGAGUUCUACUGUCAACUCUGGGUCGUGCUUUUGGGCCCAUCCUUUAAAACAUCGCUUCCAAAAGUGAAAAUGGGCGUUUGAUGGCCCGCAGGCCAAAGCUGUCCAAUAGAAAGCAGUAGAACUUUCAAACGCUCGCCUACUGGAAGCGUGAUUUACUUGACAACACGCGGCUCAGUUGUGUUCCUGCUGUGUCUACAGUAGAGGUCUAGACGGCAGGCUGCACCGUGCUGUACACUGCAAGCUCUCUUCAGAAAGGUCACUGGGUUUCUCAUGCAGUAAGCUUUCUAAGAACUCGCACUGGAUCGUCAUCUCAUUGUACGAUGCAGAAUUGCUUGUUUACAUGGAACGAGUGAUCAGUUAGGGAAGCAGUACGAGCGAUUGUACCCAGUUCUGGUCCAGCUGCAUGCUUAGCUUUCCACUUCAGCUCCAGUUACAAGUGGAAGCAUUUCUUUGAGGCUUGGCUUUAAGAGCACAUUUACUGUAUGUUAACGGUGUAUGGUGAAUAUAUUAUUAAAUAAUGUGGUACUUGCCCAUCAGGCAUAAUGUCUAAGAUCUAAUAUACAUAAUUCCAUUAAGCGGUGGAGGGAAGCAAGUGGAAUCGUCAUCUGGCUCCUGAGGUUUUUCUCUUGAACUAAACUUUUUUUUUUGGUUCGAGGCAAGGGCCAGAACAAAUGUGACACACAUGGUUUUUGUUACAGUCUUGUAUUGUAUAUGUGACUAAAUUCAUAGGCAAGAUGUGUCUGCUACUAAAGACCCUUGCAGACGGGAAGACGUCUGGUAGUGCUACGUUGGGUACAACCAAUGGUCAGUUCUGUCCCGAAGAUGAAAUUGCUGGGGAUCAUGUAGACGCAAAGGCAGUGAGAAGAAGACACUCCACCCUGCUGCUUUUCAGUCCUUCAAGUCCAGAACCUCACCUUUAGUCAAAAGACUUGGCACUUCUGCUCGAAGUCCUAAAAAGAGUCGCCGCUAAGGUCUGCCAGGGGAGCUGAGGAACAGGCAUCCAAGAAAAGGUGCCAUGGCAACCAGGAUCCUCCUCACAGCCGAUCAGUGUGGAGAGAGCACAACUGAAGGUUCACAAUGAAUUUCAGGCCAAAUUCCAACGCUUGGGGCUCUGUCAGCCUUGAGGUUCCUAAACCGAGUUCUCAGUCUUGAGCAGUCUUCAGUAUUAAAACCACUGUCCCGUCACCUCGGUUUGCAUUACUGUCUUCCACGGAACGUUUCAAUAACUGUACUGUUAUUUAUAGAGCAGCAUUAAUCCAUUAAAGCUAACCUAUUUUUCAAUAUUUAUGGUAAACUGUACAUACAUUGUCCAUAUGUAUUUGUAAAUAAGCUGUAUAUACUGUUGGAAUUGGGUCUUGGGUUCAAGUGUAUAUAUUCCCCCUAAAUUUUCUUAACUGCAUUUUGAUGAAUUCACAUUAUAUAUAGGUCCCCGGAUUACUUGUACAGAGGAUUCAAUAUUGACAUUGUGUAUAAUACUAAAAUUGAAAAUAACUUGUUUAAAUUGUAUUUGCAAUAAACUGGUUGGUCAUCAACACAAGUUCAGAUAUCAAACUAAAAGCUUUAAAUGAGGUGUCUAAAUUUUCAAAAUGCAGUAGGUACAACACGGCUAUCUGGUAACUUGUCAUGUGAUUUCAAUGGAAGUCACGUGGACUCCUUGUAUGUAUAUAGUGUAAAUGCCCCCGCUGUACUGUAGAGGCUGACAGGCCACUGUGGCUUGUUGGCAGGGAGUGCUAUGCCAGUUUCAAUGAAACAAUGUAUGUUUGUUUUAACUGAACUAAAAUAAACACUUAAUCCUG